UUGCCAGUUCUUCUCAGUCCUUCUUUGGGGGUCAUUUCCAAUUUCCAAAUGAACUAACAUUUCUCAAGAAAGAAGAAAAUCACCACCAAAAGUGUCACUACUAACCAUUUUUGGUGUGAUCAGUUUUCGAUCUUCGGGGACCAUAAGGAAGAAAAAAAAAAAGAAAAAUGCAGCUUCACAUAUCUCCUAGUCUGAGGCAUGUCACAGUGUUUCCAGGGAAAGGAGUGAGAGAAUUCAUCAAAGUGAAAGUCGGGUCGAGGCGGGUUUCGUACCGAAUGCUCUUCUACGCCCUCUUGCUCUUCACAUUUCUUCUCCGGUUUGUGUUUGUCAUGACAGCAGUUGACACCAUUGAUGGAGAAACCAAGUGCUCUUCAAUAGGUUGCUUGGGAAAAAAGCUAGGGCCAAAGAUUUUGGGAAGAAGGCACGAGUCAAAUGUCCCAGAAGUGAUAUUUGAAGUACUAGAAGAACCCAUCAGUAAGGAUGAAUUACAAGGAAGAUCUGAUAUUCCCCAGACUCUUGAAGAGUUCAUGGCUGACAUCAAGGACAGCAAAAUAGAUGCAAAGAGCUUUGCUAUAAAGCUUAGAGAAAUGGUCACCCUUCUUGAACAAAGGACUAGAACAGCCAAAAUCCAAGAAUACUUAUACCGCCACGUGGCGUCGAGCAGCAUACCAAAGCAGCUUCAUUGCUUAGCCUUAAGGCUAGCCAAUGAGCACACCACCAAUGCAAAUGCACGCCUGCAGCUCCCCCCGGCAGAGCUUGUCCCGGCCCUCGUUGACAACUCCUACUUCCACUUUGUCCUCGCCUCUGACAACGUGCUUGCCGCCUCCGUGGUUGCCACGUCACUCGUGCGCAACUCGUUGAGGCCUGGAAAAGUUGUCCUCCACAUCAUUACUGAUAGAAAGACUUAUUAUCCAAUGCAAGCAUGGUUUUCCUUGCAUCCUUUGUUGCCUGCUAUAAUUGAGGUGAAGGCAUUGCACCAUUUCGAUUGGUUUACGAAGGGGAAAGUGCCGGUUUUGGAAGCGAUGGAGAAGGAUCAGAAAGUAAGGUCUCAAUUCAGAGGAGGGUCAUCAGCCAUUGUGGCAAAUGAGACAGAGAAGCCUUAUGUUAUUGCAGCAAAAUUGCAGGCACUUAGUCCAAAAUAUAACUCAGUUAUGAACCACAUAAGAAUACACCUACCAGAGUUGUUCCCUAGCCUAAAUAAGGUAGUCUUCUUGGACGACGACAUAGUGGUUCAAACUGAUCUGUCGCCCCUUUGGGAGAUCGAUUUGAAUGGGAAGGUCAAUGGAGCUGUGGAAACAUGUAGAGGAGAAGACAAGUUUGUGAUGUCAAAGAGGCUCAAGAGCUACUUGAACUUCUCCCAUCCUUUGAUAUCGGCGAACUUCAACCCUCACGAAUGCGCGUGGGCUUAUGGCAUGAACAUCUUUGAUCUCGAGGCUUGGAGGAAAACCAACAUAAGCCACACAUACCACCAUUGGGUUGAACAAAACUUGAAAUCAGACCUAAGUUUAUGGCAGCUUGGAACACUACCCCCUGGCCUAAUAGCAUUCCACGGCCAUGUUCAAGUUAUUGAUCCCUUUUGGCACAUGUUGGGACUUGGUUAUCAGGAGAACACAACUUUUGCUGAUGCCGAGAGCGCCGGGGUCAUCCAUUUCAAUGGCAGAGCAAAGCCUUGGCUAGACAUAGCAUUUCCAAACCUCCGGCCAUUGUGGGCUAAAUACAUCGAUUUCUCCGAUAAAUUCAUCAAGAGCUGUCAUAUUAGAGCAUCUUAGGCUGAGUUUUUUAGAGGAAUACCUUGAUCAUAAUGGUGAGAAAUUAACUCCUUUGUUGUAUAUGAGAAAAGGAAAAGAGGAUGAGAAAGAGAGUUCUUCCCCAAGUCAAGGUCUUUGAUCCUCAAUGCAAGAUAAAGAGAGCACCACGGCUCUGGUUCUUUUCUUCUUUGGAGUUCCCUUAUUUUAGCCCAUUUUAGUUCAUUUCUUCUGUUGUUGAAUAUUCCAAAAACCAUUAAGUUUAUUUAAGCAAUAAAACUCUUGUUAAUACUCUGCAUUAGUGAUGCAAAAUCACACUCAAACCUGUUAAGGUGUGUUAAAAAUUAGACGCCCUAGCUCUACAUUACUGAGAGCAAAAAAAACACAAAAGAAAUCAAGCA
Molecule: messenger RNA, 2146 nt
Organism: Morus notabilis
Lineage: Eukaryota; Viridiplantae; Streptophyta; Magnoliopsida; Rosales; Moraceae
Product: probable galacturonosyltransferase 12
Exons: 6
Coding region: 168-1769 (533 amino acids)
Molecular function (GO): polygalacturonate 4-alpha-galacturonosyltransferase activity
Source: RefSeq, a predicted model, not a curated record